UUGAGUGUUCUGAUGAUGAUUCUAAAUCCAUGGUUCGUACAUAUGUGAGGAGAAAGAAGGCGAAAAGGUUGGUUGGAGAUGUGGAGAAGAAUCCAAAUGGAGAAGCUCCUCCUGAUCAGAAAGUGGUGGUUUUUCUUUUUUUGUAAACUUAUUUUGAAUCUUUCUUUAGUUUUGAGGGUACAUGCCAUCUGUUAUGUUAGUGAGAAAUUUGAGAGUGGAGAUUAGAAAGGAACUUUGCAAAAAGCGUCUUUUUAUUUUAAUUUUUUUGGUUUGUUCUGGUUUAAGAAGACCUCCCUAGUUAUUAAUUUGUGCACAUGGAGGGGAGUAGAAAUGAGACAGUUCUUUUGGUAGAUCCCAAUAUUUACUUUCUCAUGAGAGUGCAAAUGUAUAAUACUUUAUGAUUUGUUUAAGUGCAUAUAAGAAGAUUUAGGAGCUCUAACAAUGGGUUUCAUGUUAAAAUUUACAGGUAUAACGUUAUUUCCAUAUGGACAAACUGGGAGUUGUUGUUCCUUUAGUUUGACUUGUUUCAGUUGGAGUUGGACAGAUGCUCUUUCAUGCAGGGACGGAACCAAGGGGGGGCUAGCAGGGGCUUCAGCCCCCCCCCACGACACCGGUGGUCUUCUUUGUUUGGCCGGAAGACCCAUAACCAGCCCCCCCUGGCCGGCCAGGCCAGUCCAGCCAACAGUAGACCGGCACGACAGCCCCUCCUCAGAAGCCUCCUCGUUAACCUCAUCCUCUUCAGUCUUCCUCACUCUUGAUGUACAAGCUCCGAUCUGACACUGAGUUCUUCAUCAUUCCCGGAGGGAGGAAUGGAGAGAAGCGAGAAUGUGUUUUAUGAAGAGGUUGCAAAUUUACCUGAUAUUGAGGAGUUUGCUUAUGGUAAGGUCGAGGGAUCUAAAACCUCAACAGAACUUGUCCUCAAAAAAACUUCUAACACAGUGGAACCACCAGCACAUUGGGAGGAAGUCCUUGAAGGAAUUAGGAAAAUGAGAUCUUCUGAAGAUGCUCCGGUCGACUCUAUGGGGUGUGAGAAGGCCGGCAGUCUCCUACCACCUAAGGAAAGAAGAUUUGCUGUUCUGGUAUCUUCCCUUCUAUCAAGCCAAACAAAGGAUCAUGUAACUCAUGGUGCCGUGCAGCGCCUUUCUGAGAAAGGUUUAUUAGAUGCUGAUGCUAUCAUCAAGACUGAUGAAGCAAGCCUUGCUAGUUUGAUUUAUCCGGUUGGAUUUUACACAAGGAAGUCGCAGUACAUGAAGAAAAUUGCUAAUAUUUGCCUGGAAAAGUACGGCGGAGAUAUUCCACGGUCUUUAGAUGGCUUGCUUUCUCUUCCAGGAAUGGGUCCCAAAAUGGCCCAUCUGGUGAUGAAUGUUGCAUGGGAUGAUGUUCAAGGUAUAUGUGUUGACACUCAUGUCCACCGCAUCUCUAAUCGCCUUGGCUGGGUUUCAAAACCAGGCACAGGAAAGAAAACAUCAUCUCCAGAGCAAACAAGAAUAUCUUUGGAGAAAUGGCUACCAAAGGAUGAAUGGGUUCCAAUUAAUCCUCUUCUGGUUGGAUUUGGACAGACAGUGUGCACUCCGGUGAGACCUCGCUGCGGGGUCUGCAGCAUAAAUGAGCUCUGCCCCUCAGCUUUCAAAGAAGCAUCUAGCCCAGGUUCGAGAGCGAAGAAAUCCGGUGCUCGAAUUAAAAAACAAUGACUCAAUGUUGAUAGACGUGCUUUCUUACUCUGUUUUUGCUUUUGGCUUUCAAUAGCUUCCUUUAUUAAUGUUGCAGCCCUCAAGGAUGCUGCUUGCUGUAAAUUGUCUGAUUAUCUGAUAAUACUUGGUUGAAUGAUGCACAAAUCAAUCUAAUCUUAGCUGCUAUUUUUGU
Messenger RNA from Dioscorea cayenensis subsp. rotundata (Guinea yam), 1863 nucleotides. RefSeq names its product endonuclease III homolog 1, chloroplastic. Gene Ontology annotation, biological process: base-excision repair, AP site formation; nucleotide-excision repair; base-excision repair. NCBI's taxonomy places the organism in Eukaryota, Viridiplantae, Streptophyta, Magnoliopsida, Dioscoreales, Dioscoreaceae. Gene Ontology annotation, molecular function: 4 iron, 4 sulfur cluster binding; DNA-(apurinic or apyrimidinic site) endonuclease activity; DNA binding. Gene Ontology annotation, cellular component: chloroplast nucleoid; nucleus. The transcript has 9 exons. The coding region runs from base 810 to 1691 and encodes 293 amino acids. The record is from RefSeq and is a predicted model, not a curated record.